UUGACCUUGCUGUGGAUAGUUUCUUUUCCUGUAGCAAAGUUGAAUGACAAUCUGAGGGCGAGUGAUCUACCAGGCUUCCAAAGGAUUACGGUGAGGAUUGAAGAGUUAGCAGUGGCAUUGGUUUUCCCCCGGAAUGGCAAAUCUUCUACGUGCAAUGGUCACCAGCUGCUCCAGUCCUCUUUUCAGUACAGUGAUACCAGUAAAAUUGAAGGUAGUGAGGACCCAAUGUUUACAGCAAUUUAUAACUCAUCAGGCCCUCUGGUGCCAAAAGCCAGGAAUUCCCCAUAAACAAAUGACAGUAGGAGUCCCUAAAGAGAUCUUCCAGAAUGAGAAGCGAGUGGCUUUGUCUCCAGCUGGUGUUCAGGCUCUGGUGAAACAAGGAUUUAAUGUGGUGGUAGAAUCUGGUGCUGGCGAAGCAGCUAAAUUCUCCGAUGACCAAUACAGAGGAGUUGGUGCCAAAAUUAUAGGGACCAAGGAGGCCCUGAGUUCAGACCUCGUUGUCAAGGUUCGGGCUCCAACCUUCAACACUGCGCUGAGAAUUCAUGAGGCUGACCUUCUAAAAGAAGCGGCAACUCUGGUCAGCUUCAUCUAUCUAGCUCAGAACGAAGAGCUGCUUGAUAAACUCUCGCUGUGUAGGACCACGGUGUUAGCAAUGGAACAAGUUCCCCGAGUCACAAUUGCCCAGGGAUACGAUGCUCUUAGUUCUUUGGCCAAUAUUGCAGGGUAUAAAGCUGUGGUGUUGGCUGCAAAUCACUUUGGGCGUUUCUUCGCAGGCCAAAUCACAGCUGCUGGCAAGGUUCCCCCCACAAAGGUCCUUAUUAUUGGUGGCGGAGUUGCUGGUCUCUCUGCAGCAGGUUGUGCAGAAUCAAUGGGAGCCAUUGUGAGAGGAUUUGACACAAGAGCUGCAGCUCUUGAGCAGUUUAAAUCUUUGGGUGUAGAACCCUUGGAAAUUAACAUUAAAAAGUCUGGAGAAAGUACAGGAGGUUAUGGAAAAGAAAUGUCCAAGGAGUUCAUUGAAGCAGAGAUGAAGCUGUUUGCCAAGCAGUGUCGAGAGGUCGACAUAAUCAUCACUACGGCCCUUAUUCCUGGCAAGAAAGCUCCUUUAUUGAUUACCAAGGAAAUGGUUGAGUCGAUGAAGGAUAGAUCUGUUGUUGUGGAUCUGGCUUCUGAAGCUGGAGGGAACAUUGAAACCACUAAACCUGGAGAGCUUUAUAUACGCAAGGGGGUGACUCACAUCGGCUACACAGAUCUUCCCAGUCGACUAGCUACCCAGUCCAGCACGUUGUACUCCAACAACAUCAUUAAACUGUUGAAAGCUGUUAGCCCCGACCUGGAAAACUUUUACUUAGAUUUGAAGGAUGAGUUUAAUUAUGGCACAAUGGAUCAUGUGGUUCGAGGAACUGUGGUGAUGAAGGAUGGAAAACUGAUCUUCCCAGCACCUCCACCACAGAAUAUUCCAGUAAGUACUCCGGUGCAGCAUAAGAAAGUGUCUGAGCUGGAGGCUGAGAAGAAAGAAGUAAUUUCUCCGUUUAUCAAAACUAUGAACACAUCUGCUGUCUGCACAGGAGGUCUAAUUACUUUGAUGGGACUCGGAAUUUCUGCCCCUAAUGUUGCAUUCACACAGAUAGUGACUAUUUUUGGACUUGCUGGACUUGUUGGAUAUCAUACUGUUUGGGGAGUCAUUCCAGCUCUUCACUCCCCUCUUAUGUCCGUUACUAAUGCCAUCUUAGGUUUAACUGCAGUUGGUGGGUUGGCAUUGAUGGGAGGAGGUUAUACACCAGGAAAUAUUCCAGAAUUUCUUGCUUUGAUGGCAGCUUUCAUUUCCUCAGUUAACAUUGCUGGUGGUUUCUUAGUCACAAAGAAGAUGCUGGAUAUGUUUAAACGACCCAUUGAUCCCCCAGAGUAUAAUUUUCUGUACCUGCUGCCUGGUGGGGCUUUUGUUGGAGGUUAUGCAGUUGCAUUGGACAAUGAUUAUUCUAUUGAACAGCAUAAUGUUGAAUUCAAUCAUUUUAUGAUUGUGAUUAGUUUAUCCACCAACGAAGCAGCAAGACCUUUACACUUUACAGCUGCCAGACUGUUUGCAUCUUCCAGUGCCCUUCCAAACAGUCAGUCUCCAGAGGUAACGGCUGUCAACGACUGUCUCCCGGUCGUCAGUGUCAGUGUCCGCUACCUUCAUAUCUCGUUUGCAGGUAUUGUUGUAGCAGAAGGUCACAAUCUUGGCAUCAUGCAUAUCCUGGGCCACUUUCCCAUCAUGCCUCAUGUGUUCUUGGACAUUAGAAUUACCACAGAGAUGUGUGGGAACAAAACUGCACAGGUCCCUGACAUUCCCUGUGUCAAGCAGCAUCUGGAUAUUCUGACAGAGUUGUUACCAAUGGUCAUUAGCAUCCAGCAGUCUGUUGGAAUUUACUUGGAACAGCUCUUAUUGUUGAGCGGAGACUCUAAGCUCCAAGCACCUAUUGAAACAGAUGGACUAUGGCAGGUCAGCACCUUACUAGUCAUGGACUGCCAGACAGGAGGACUGGGAAUUGCCGUGCGUAUCCAGAUCUCUGAGCUCCCUCAGCUGGUUGCUGCUUUCCACAGUCUGGUCGGUUUAGCUGCCAUGCUUACCUGUGUGGCUGAGUACAUGGUGGAAUAUCCUCACUUCAAUAGAGACUCUGCAGCCAGUUUGACCAAGAUCAUAGCCUACCUUGGCACCUAUAUAGGUGGGAUGACAUUCAGUGGCUCUCUAGUUGCUUAUGGCAAAUUACAAGGUUUGCUGAAUUCAGCUCCACUCCUUCUUCCCAGGCGCCACUUUCUGAAUAGAAGCCUCCUGGCCAGUGCUGGAGCAAUAGUUCCAUAUAUGCUUGACCCAAGCUAUGCAACUGGUAUUGCCUGUUUGGGUUCUGUAUCUGCUUUUUCUGUGGUUAUGGGUGUAACAUUAACAGCUGCUAUUGGAGGUGCUGACAUGCCUGUGGUCAUCACUGUGCUUAGCAGUUACUCUGGCUGGGCCCUGUGUGCUGAAGGGUUUCUGCUGAACAAUAAUCUGCUAACUAUUGUUGGUGCCUUGAUUGGCUCCUCUGGUGCCAUCCUCUCCUACAUCAUGUGUGUGGCCACGAAUCGCUCUCUAGUCAAUGUGAUUGUCGGUAGUUAUGGUACCGCCUCUACUGGCAUUGGUAAACCUAUGGAAAUCACUGGCACUCACACUGAAAUUAAUGUGGACCAAACGGUUGAGAUGAUCAAAGAGGCCAAUGAUAUCAUCAUCACUCCAGGAUAUGAUCUUUGUGCUGCUAAGGCUCAGUACCCCAUUGCUGAACUCGUCAAAAUGCUCAUAAACCAAGGAAAGAAAGUUCGGUUUGGAAUACACCCUGUUGCAGGACGAAUGCCCGGACAGCUGAAUGUGCUGCUUGCUGAAGCUGGAGUUCCAUAUGAUAUUGUAUUGGAAAUGGAUGAAAUCAAUGCAGAUUUUCCAGGAACUGAUCUGGUGCUAGUUAUUGGAGCAAAUGACACAGUUAACUCAGCAGCUCAAGAAGAUCCAAAUUCAAUCAUCGCUGGAAUGCCUGUGCUGGAAGUCUGGAAAUCUAAACAAGUCGUUAUGAUGAAGAGAUCUCUGGGAGUUGGCUAUGCUGCUGUUGACAAUCCAAUCUUUUACAAACCCAACACUACUGCCAUGUUGUUGGGUGAUAUAAAGAAGACCUCUGCUGCCCUGCUUGCAAAAAUCAGAGAAUCAGCUGAAUCCAGCUAAAUGCAACAGAAUGUUUGACAGCCAAGGUUUUUUAAGUAAGCGCGUUAAUCAGAAGCAAAUCGCUCAAAUUAACUAAAUACAACAUAUAAAUUGGUGGAUCUAUAGGUUUUGAAAGGGAAAGGUGGUGUACACAGGUACUUGGAUUGAAAGCUUCCUUGGUUUUUUCAAGUACUUGUUAACCUUUUAUACUGAAGUGUGGGAAUUGUUUGCAUACUGUACGGAAUGACACCAUUGGAAGUUAAAUUUUCUGAUUUUAUAUCAAGGAGAAUAGUUGCUCACUAUGUAUUUUCAGUAGCUUUGUGAUGAGGCAUGGCGCAAAUGAAUUUUUAUCUGGAAGUUCUGUGCACUACGCUGAUCUACUAAACAGCAAGCAUGUUUCUGGUUGCUUCUUUAACAGAGAAACCAUAUGAUGUGGACUACAUGUGUCCUUUGUUAUAAAAUCCCUUUUGCAAAGGCGCCAAAGGUGAUCUACUCUUUAAUAUAUUAAAUAUUCCUAGGCCAGCAAUUAUUCAACAACAACAUUUGGAAUAUGCACAACUGAAUAAAUAUUGUCAGAAGGCCAAUAUGUGCUCAACAAACCACAUGCUUCAAAAUAGUAAUUUCUUUUCAUAGAAAUAUCAGCCAGUGAAAUAAUAGAAAUAUCUUUUUAUAUUGCAUUGAAAGACUUUGUGCCAGAUAUUCUACCAUAUAUAUAUACUGAUAAAUUGAAUUUUGAUUUUCAGUUGAUUACAGACCUAAAAUUUUAUCUAAGAUGUGUCAUAGGUGCAGUGGAAAACGGCCAACGGGCUAUAAAACUAUGGGCCGUGUUGUGUGUAUUGUGCAAAAGUGAGAGACAACAAAAGGCAGUUAUAUCAGAUUAGUAUGGAAUCUACAGUAUUUGUCAUUUUAUGAAAUAUUUUGAGGAACUUGUAAAAUCACAAUGAAGCAAAAUGUUUACAUAACCAAUAUCUAUAUAUUGGGACCACCUCUAAAAUCUUUUUGAAAGACCUAUUUCAAUAUUUUUUAUGGUUAUCUUUUAAGUUUCUUGCUAGCUCAAUUCACAAUGCCCAACUGUUGCUGAUCUGUAUCAAUGGUAUUUUCUUUAUGAAUGCUAUUUAAAUUGCAUUCUGCCACAUAAGAGUGAUAAGAAUUUUGACUUAUUAGUCCUUGCAAUGAGUUCCAAUAAAGUUAUAUUUUUAAUUUUAAUUUUGGGUUUUAAGAUCCAUCAAACAGUAAAACUGGCAGCUAGUUUUAAUUAGUGUGUUGUGUUGUUCAGUUUGUUCUGUGGUCAGAUCACAGAAUAGUUUACAGUGCAGGGCAUUGUGUAACAAAUCUAUUCCAUAAGCAAAAAGGGGGGAAAUUCCAUCUAACAAAACGUAACAUUCGCAAAUAUUUAUGUAAUGGUUUAAAUGCUUAGAACUUUAGAUCACUUUGGCUGUAAAGUAUUUGGUUACUUAAAGAUGUAAAGGUGCUACAUGUUAU
This is a messenger RNA of Carcharodon carcharias (great white shark), 5182 nucleotides long. Its product is annotated as NAD(P) transhydrogenase, mitochondrial-like. Lineage: Eukaryota; Metazoa; Chordata; Chondrichthyes; Lamniformes; Lamnidae. The record is from RefSeq and is a predicted model, not a curated record. Gene Ontology annotation, biological process: proton transmembrane transport; NADPH regeneration. Gene Ontology annotation, cellular component: mitochondrial inner membrane. Gene Ontology annotation, molecular function: NADP binding; NAD binding.